AUGCAGCGCUCAUCUAAAGGCAACAACCUUCAUCAUCACCACCGGCUCUCUCUCCCACUCUUCCACACUCCCGACCACUGGUUCCACCACAACAAUCACCACGCCGCCGACGGUUGGGGCGUCUCGGUCGACCACGUUGACAGCCCGCCGCACCUGUUCCUUCCCCCGCGUCCGCCAGUUAACAGUUCGGGGACCGCAACUGCGGGGAUGGACCACCGCGAUCGCGACGUCAACGGCAACGUGGUCCAUGGGGACACGCUGCUCAAUGUCCCAGUCGCCGACGUCGUCGCGCGUCUAGGCGUCAACGUCACUGUCGCACACCAGCCUCACCAUGGUUCUGGCCUGUCUCCCCCGCCCAGCAAGCAGUCAUCUACAGAUACGAGUACUACGUCGCCCACGAGUCCUACAGGGGUCAUUGCGGGGCUCGGUGCUGGUGGUGGCCGAGCACGUACACGGCCUCCGAGCCCUGCCCAGGACCGAACGCCGCGCGCACGGUCUCUCUAUGACCAGCUUCCCGACGACGAGGAAAAGCCCGGCCGCGACGAGCAGGACAAGAUAGAAAAGAGGAAGCGCAAGAGUAGGCGCAGCUCGCGACUCGACUUUGACAGACGGAGCACGUACACGACCUACAGCAUCAAGGAUGACAGGGAGGACGCACCGCUCGUGGAGCGUGAGCGCGACAAGGACAUGCUGGGUGGGGAGCGGAGGGAGAGGAACAAGGACCGAGACAAGGAGAAGCGCGCGUCCUGGCACUCGUUGACCACCUGGCUGCCGCCCAACAAGCGCAAGAGUCUGAGCAUUGGUGUUGGUGCGGCGGGCACUGGUGGGCCUGGACCUGCGAGUACUGGUGCCGACAGCCCGAAAACCAGCCCCACGACGACCACGCAGAUCGUGCCAGAUGCACCGCGGACAGCAUCCCCGACCAACAUCCCCACUCCUCCUCCUGGGCUUGCAGUGUUUGAUCAACAGAACCAGCACCAACAACCGCAGAAGCCUUCGCCUGUCGCGCGCAUGCGACCGCCUCUGCCCAAUUUCACCGACCCGGCGCCUCCCUCGGCAAACCCGACUCCCCAUCCUUCGCUGGACGUCCACACUGAACCGCAGCCGCUGCAUGUGUACCCGCCCAGCGCCAGCUCGCAUGUCCCGUUAUCAGACACUCUUCUUCCCGCGGGGCAGCAGACGCCGGCGACGACGACGACGGCGGUCGUCGCUAGCCAGGUCUCGGGUAGCCUGCUCGAAUCGCCGGCGCCGCCACCUGCACCUGGAAUCGUGCCACCGGCAUUCACCCUUGGUGGAGGUGCGGGAUGGCUCCGACAAGCGCAAAUAGUUCUCUCCGACUGGUCUGGGUCACUCUUGCACAAACCGCCAGCAACAAUAACAACACCACCGCAUCCACCCGACCCACUACCCCCAGCACCAGCCACCACACCUUCACCAGGCGCGACGACUGCAGGAGACGCAGACGCAUCGCGGCCCGUCUCGCCCUCGCCCGUCUCGCCCGUCUCGCCCUCAGCCAUGUCGUCUGCUUCUCGUCCCGUCCUGGCUCGCGGCCAGGCUGUUGGGUCUGCGUCUCCGGCCCCACCGAGCAUGCACGACGCACUCGUAUCUACACUCACACGGCCCCUACCCCCCAGCCAUCCACCCACUCCGCCGCCCUUGUCUCGCAGCGCAUCGUCUCCCGGGCCGAGCGCCAUGACCGGUGGCGGUACCGGUGCUACCGGUGCGGCCCCGCAGCGCUCGGCGACCCACGGCGGUGACAACGAGAAAGGCGUCGCGGUAGAGAAGCUGCUCGCUGGCGCUCUCGAGGCCGAUGGCGAGCGCGUGACCCGCGCACUGAGGGACCAGAUCGAGGCCGUCCUCGCUGCGCAGGACGCUAUCGGUCGCGCGCAUUUGAGUCUGGAGGGUGUGGGAGCGCCGCCGGUGGAAGAGCUGGACAGCCCUCCAGACAACGAGAAGACGCCGGCGGCAGUGGAGGACAAGGCCGAGGUCACGCAUACCGAGGACAUUGCCAAGCCGGCGGCAGCGGCGGCGGCGGCGACAGAGGCGCCGAGCGACAAGGACACGGCCGUGCCGCCCCCCAAGACCAAGGAGGCGGCAAAGGAUCCCAAGGAGGUGGAGCGCGCCGAGGCGCGCCAGAAGGCAAGGGAGAAGAAGGCCGCCGCGGAGCUGAACCGGCGCGCCGCUGGCGUCGAGGACAUUAUGGCAAAACUAUCCACCCUCGCCGCCUCUCUCAAGUCGUACCACGCCCUCGGCACGCCGUCGUUGUCGUUUGCGCCGAACGCAAACGCUUCGCAGGCCCCCACCCCGAUCGCAUCCACGCGCAGCCCGCCCAGCCUCGCACACCACGCACCGGCGCGCUCCCUCUCGUCGCGCCACCCGGUCGUCACCAUCGCCCACCCGUCCGCGGCGGGGCUGGCCCCCAACCAUCGCCGCCUCGAGGGAGGCGAGCCCGUGACGCACUCGCCCAUGGUAUCGAGUCCGCUGGCCAUGACGCCCGGCUCGAGGACGCGCGCAGGUGCCGGUGUUGGUAUCCACGGCCACGGAGGUGGCGCUGGCAAUGGCACCGGCACUGGCAUGGGCAACCCCGGAGCAAGCCACACGCAGGACAAAGCAGCCCACCUGGGAGCGGCCCGGCGACCACAGCUGUGGCUGCAGCGCAGUGGGAGCGCCGGUGCCGGCGUCCCAAUUCAUCCACACAUCGGCAACAUUGCGGGCGAGCCGAUGACGAUGAGUCCAAGUGAAUUGGGACACCAUCGCCCAUGGUAG
Messenger RNA from Apiotrichum porosum, 2766 nucleotides. RefSeq lists its product as uncharacterized. The record is from RefSeq and is a predicted model, not a curated record. The transcript is spliced from 2 exons. NCBI's taxonomy places the organism in Eukaryota, Fungi, Basidiomycota, Tremellomycetes, Trichosporonales, Trichosporonaceae. The coding region runs from base 1 to 2766 and encodes 921 amino acids.